AUGGGCGAAUCGGGUGACGACGUGUUGGCCGACUUCUCGCAGGCCUGGGCUCAUCGGUUUGGACACGACUGCCAACUGCCGACCGCGUGGGAGGACGACGUGAGGGCCAACCUCUUAAAGCACCAGACGAGGGUCACGACCCUCAAGCACGAGCUCGAGAAGGAGGAGUUCUAUGUCCAGUACCUCCAGAAACUGCUUCACGACGCCGACCGCGUCAAAGGCAAGGGUCGCACUGUCUUACAGUGUCUUACAAUGUCUAACACACUCUCAUCGGUUGCUGCAGGCGAUGGACACCCAUCAGAUGCAUCUCAAGUGGACAGUCAUGAGGGCAGUGAUGGCACGACAGCCAUGACGCCAGUGAAGGAGAAGGACGACCAAUACGUGACUGUAAUCACAGUCAGUAGUUAUGGUGAGAUCCAGAGGCCGGCAAAAGUGGACACCAAAGCUGCCAAACAACCCCUGAUAGACAACCCGUUGUAUCAAACAUCUCACGCAUUGCCAGAUGUGAGCGUUGAGUGCGAAGUUGCUAAGAAGAAGAGACCGCCCACUCCUCCGCGCAAACCAAAGGUUAUGACGAAUACAAACAUGACUUCCAUUAGUGUAUUGGAAGACCACAACAAUGGCAACCAAUUAGUCAUAUCUCGUGACAAUUCACUGUCAAAGAAGAGUAUUGGGUGUAUUGGGGAAAGUGGUGAGCAGUCGGAGCAGUCGGUGGACACGACUAGUGUUCUCUACGAUGACGACGAGAACAACAUCUACGAUACGGUAGCACCAGACGAGCCAUCCGUUUGUAAUGUCAAUGCAAACCAUACCAAACAUACGACCAGUGAUUUGAUUGAUUCAAACUCAUCGACUGACAACUUGUCGGCAAAAUAUUAUGAUUUGAAUAGUUAUGCCAAUUAUGUGAACAUUGAUUACUUCUUGAGAAAAGACGAGACUUCUUCACGUGAUGACAGCGAUGACAACGAGACUCAGGUCUCACAGUCGCUGUCCAGCGAUCAUGAAAUUGAUGACAAUUGUCAGCUCAUUAAGUGUCCGAUUCACUUGAGACCUAAUAAGAUGAAUGCUAUAGAAGUUGAGAGACUAACGAUGUAUAAGUGCAUUAUAGCCAGCAUUACAGAGAGUGAGACUAUUUAUGUGGAUUGUCUCAACACUUUAAUUCAGUACAUGAAGGCAUUGAAGUCAACAUUAGGCACAACGCAUCCACUGCUCACUCCCGAAGAAUUGUCGACAAUAUUCUAUAAAAUACCAGAACUUUACUCAAUUCACUGGACAUUCUUAGAAGGGCUUAAGAAGCUGUCCAAUAGUGCCAAUUGUGACUCCAAUGAGACCAAUGCUAACAACCCAAUGAUAGGCGAACUGUUCAAAGUGUUGGCCAGUCGUUUGGGUGCUUACAGUGCUUUCCUCAAGAAUUACUCCAAAGCUUUAGAAACAGUCCAUAAGUGCAGUGCAACUAAUAAUCAAUUUUGUGAAAUCACUCGAUCAAUUAAAAUCAUGUCACUCAAGGGACAAUCGGUCACCAUAGAGGAACUUCUCCAUAAGCCAGUGGCCAGAGUCCAGAAGAAUGCGUUGGUUUUACACGAUUUGCUGAAAUACACGAAUGAAGGGCUCAACGAAUACAAGUCACUUAAGACAGCCCUUAAGAUGACUCAAUGCUUUCUCAAUGACCUAAACAUAGCGGCCACCGAACAAAUGUUUCCGAUUCAGGACAAAACCCAAAGACGUUUAGUUAAGGAGAGUUUUAUUGUGGAAAGCAGUGAUGAGAAGCGAAAACUAAGGCAUUUGUUUCUAUUCAACGAUGUCAUAGUGUGUGCCAAAUAUAAGGCGGCGGCCAAACAAAAAUUUACAUUUGAAUUAAAGUCGUAUAACAUGUUGAAUGAGAUCACGAUAUUGGACACUGAAAUUAGUAAUACACGGGAUCUGAUAGCACGAGAAGAAGAGAAAGAGAAGGGAAAACUGAAUACAAAACUGUUGGAAAAGUUAAAGAAGAAACGAUCAGAUUUGGAGGCACAUCUGGUCCUAUAUCUACCACAACUCAAGUUCUCGAUGAGCCAUAAAAGUGGCAAAAUAUAUACAUUUUAUUUAUCCUCUGAUUUUGAGAGAAGUCAAUGGAUUGAAUCGAUUAAAGCUUGGAUAGAGACCUGUCGUAAAAAUUUGAAUCCCAAUUCUUUGGGGUCAUUCCUCUUGCGUUCUUCUAAGGACGACGACCUACUCUUUGGUGAUCUUUACUUAACUGUCAAACACUUGAAAGGGUUGAGUAGAGAAGCGGAUAUAUUGUUCAUAUUGGAACUGGACACUUAUGGCCACUAUAUUCAGCGUGGCGUCACUCAUGUGAGUCGCCAAUCACUAGAACCUCACUUCGAUCAGGAGUUUGUGUUGGAUUUGGAGGGAACGCAAACUUUACGAAUAUUGUGUUACGAAGAGAUCAGUGGACAACAGAAGCCAUUUUUCAGAGGCAAAGCCAGUUUAGAAUUGAGCCAAACGUGGCUCUCAGACAAACAAAGCCAACAAAUGGUCCCUAUUUUAGAUUGUAUUCUAACCCUAAACAUAAGAUACGUGUCAUCGCAGUCACAAACGGCACGAUUCCCUGCGUCUAAGGUUUGCGGUGCUUUCGGUGUGAAUGUGCAACAGGUCUGCAGAAAAGAGAAGACUUCGGUUCCAUAUCUUAUUACGAGUUGUAUUCGAGAAGUCGAAAGAAGAGGUAUGAAAGAAGUGGGCGUUUAUAGAGUGUCCGGCCUUUCAUCAGAUGUCCAAAAACUUAAGAAGUCUUUCGAGACGAAUCCAUACGAAGCAGAGCUACUCAUGAAGGAGAUGGACAUUCAUUCUGUGACCGGUUUAUUAAAGCUAUACCUCCGGGAACUGCCGGAGUCUCUCUUCACCAAUGCUUUGUAUAAGAAGUAUUUCGAUGCUUUCAGUGAGUUAUUGAAUAUGACCCAUCAAUCGGAAAAAAGCAAACGAUUGCUCUCAUUGUUCGCAGCACUUCCUCAGCCCAAUCAAACCAUUGUUGCCGCACUUAUUGACCAUUUUUAUCGAGUGAAUCAGUUUGAAGAGCACAAUAAGAUGUCUUUACAUAACUUGGCGACAGUUUUUGGGCCAACAGUGCUGCGUGCGGGUGGUGGUGGUGGUCAUGGGAACCCUGUGCCGUCAGUGGCGGACUCGUUCACUGCGGGCACGAUUGACGUGAUGGCUCAGGCGGGCAUUCUAUACUUCUUUCUGCUUCGCAGAGCUUCCGGCAUCUCUCUGACCACUACUGAGACACAGCUUUAG
This is a messenger RNA of Oppiella nova, 3267 nucleotides long. The record is from the annotation of a GenBank genome assembly. Lineage: Eukaryota; Metazoa; Arthropoda; Arachnida; Sarcoptiformes; Oppiidae.